Rotaria sp. Silwood2 is the source of this 264-nucleotide messenger RNA. Lineage: Eukaryota; Metazoa; Rotifera; Eurotatoria; Philodinida; Philodinidae. The record is from the annotation of a GenBank genome assembly.
AUGAUUGAAUAUUUUAUUCAACAAGGAAACAGUGUAGAAAAAUCUCUAAAAUUAUGCGUUAAUGAUAUACGAAUGCAAAUUCAACAAGAUGGCUUCGAUUUUAAUCAAUUUUUACCGUUUCCGAAUUUCGAAGAUAUUAGGGAUCGCGAAGAUAGUUUAGUUAGCUGUACUGUUAAUAGUAAUAAUUUAUUAUGGAAUGAUCUUAAUAGUGAUCAAAUUUUAGCGACGGAUACUAUUUUAAAAUCAAUAGUCGCUUUGAAUUAG